This is a messenger RNA of Helianthus annuus (common sunflower), 1040 nucleotides long. RefSeq lists its product as uncharacterized. NCBI's taxonomy places the organism in Eukaryota, Viridiplantae, Streptophyta, Magnoliopsida, Asterales, Asteraceae. The transcript is spliced from 2 exons. The record is from RefSeq and is a predicted model, not a curated record. The coding region runs from base 204 to 866 and encodes 220 amino acids.
CACCAGCAAAAACAAAACACUCCUUUUAGAUCUCUCCACAUUAUAUCCAAAUACACACACAGAAUAAAGGAAACCUCAUCCUUCAAAAUCUAUCUCUCUCGAUUACAUAUAAAACAAACACAGAGAUUUCAUUAUCUCUAUUCAAAACAAACACUCACACACAUCCACACUUUACUCUCUCUCUCGUUUACCUUCAUCAUCAAAUGGAACCGGCCGGAAUUCCGGCAACCGGCGACGACGCCGCCGGAAACGGCGACCUUUCCUCUCCGACAAGCAACCAACCACCCCCAUCCCCCCUUUCUCGUUCUGAAACGAACAACCACCACCGUUUGGUGAUGGUGGUGCGGCGGCGACCAAACAGAAGAGAGAGAGAGAGAGGCGGCGAGAAGAGAGAGAGCCGAGAAGAGAGGAAGAACCGGCGGUCAAAGGUUCGGACCGCCGGUCGAUUUGUUUAUCCGCUGGUCAGCAGCUCCGAUUCGGUUCAGGUCUCGGGUACGGGGUCUCGGGUUCGAGUCACAGCUGUGGUUCAGGUUCCGGGUGGUCACCGGCAAGACACGGCGGCUAUGGUGACGGCACGGGUGGUGGCGGUGGUUAAUAUUGUUCGAUCAACAUCAGACACGGGUCAAAGAGCGGUUCAGGUCCAGGUCAAACAGUCAACAGGUCGGUUCGGGUUACGCGUGUUCGGCUCAGCAGGUUUUCAAGUCUCGGUCCGGUGCUUCGUGUAUUCAUCCGACGAAUUUCACCGCGAGUUGACUCGGUCAACUCAACCGAGUCAACUCGGUAAACGGCAGAAAGUCAACUCAGCGUUCGGGUCGGCGGUUCUAGUCGACAGUUUGGUUCGGAUCAGCCGGUUCAGGUUGGAUUAGGAAGCGGUUUGGAUCAACACGAGUCAACCCGGUUGACUCGGUCAACUCGGUCAACGCAGUCAACGUUCGACGCGAAGAUGGGUAAAGUCUAACGACACGUUUAAAAUUUUAAGAUUUUAUUUAAUUCGUGAACGAGCUCGAACCAUCAUUAUACGUCUAGUGAUUUAUUUAUGU